GUUCACAGUUGUGGUUAAAAUAAACGAUGUACAAUAUGGUACAGGCACUGGUAAAAAUAAGAAGGAAGCGAAAGCAGUAGCAGCCAAAAAAACCUGGGAAAUGAUUAAGAAACAGCCAAAGAAUCCUUCAAAUGCACAAGAUGCAGAAUUAAUGACAACUCCAGUGACCUUAUCAGCUGCACCAGCCAUCAACUAUGUCAGCCUACUAAAUAUUUAUUCGCAGAGGACGCUGCAAAUAGUUGAUUACCCUAAAACAAAACGUACUGGAGAUGCCCAUGCUCCCAUGUUUUCGUGCACCUGUACAAUCGCUGGGUUAGUGUAUGGAAUUGGCACUGGAUCUUCUCUGGGUGCUGCAAAACAAGCUGCUGCCAAACAAGCGUUUGAGAAGCUCAAUAAGGAAGGCAGUCUAACAAUGGGAAGUGAAAGAUCUAACAGCAGUCCUACAUUCAGUGAACACAGGAAUUCCUCUCCAGUGCCAACUCAGUCUGACUCGGACAGCAGCAGUAUUUGCUUUGAAGACUCAGCUGCAAAGUUGGUAGAAAACAUGAAAGACAUGGCAGUAUGUGAAAAACCUUCACCUUCUCAGAGAGGUGCACCAAGCUCUGCCCUGAAAUCCAAAAGAAAAUUGGCAGUUAAUUUUAAUAAUGCAAGAAACAAUGAAGAGAAGAACAAGAUGUCAGAUUCAGAUGAAAGUUUGCCAGAUUUGGACACAAAUACCAAUCAGGAAAGCCCACACACUGUAAAUAAAAGAUUUCUUGAGAGUUUUAAAAAUAUAGAGCCUAUUGGUGAAGGUGGUUUUGGGAAUGUUUUCAAAGCAACAGCAAAGCUUGAUGAGAGAACCUAUGCAGUCAAACGAGUUCGCUUCACAAAGAACGUAAAGCGUGAAAUAAAAGAACUUGCAAGACUUGACCAUGAAAACAUAGUGCGGUAUUACUGUAGCUGGAAGGGGUACGACCACAUGACUUGUCCAGACUCAAGGCAGAAGUCAGACCAAGAAGUUCUCUGCCUUUUCAUCCAAAUGGAGUUAUGUGAACAAGGACCAUUGGAAAACUGGAUUGAAAAGAAUAGACGCGACCAAAAGUAUCAUGAGAUGGCACAAAACAAAUUUUUACAAAUACUGAGAGGAGUGAAUUAUAUUCAUUCUGUAGGGUUAAUCCAUCGAGACCUCAAGCCUCAGAAUAUAUUCAUAUCACACGAAGAUAAAAUAAAAAUAGGUGAUUUUGGUCUUGUGACGUCUGUGGCGUAUGAGACUCUGACUGAGAACAGAGGAACAAAGUCAUAUAUGGCACCAGAACAGUUCGGGGACAGAUACGGAAAUGAAGUAGAUAUUUAUGCGCUGGGAUUAAUUUGGUUUGAAAUUCUUUUGGCAUUGACUUGUCAUGAGAAAAUGAAGGUAUGGCAUGAUGUUAGAGAAGGUAAACUUCCAGAGCACUUCACCAGCCAAUUUCCAGCACAGGCACCCAUUAUCAGAAAGAUGCUUUCAAGAGACCCUUCCGGAAGAUACUCUGCAUCUGAAAUACUUGACUUUUUAAAGUCUGUUGAUAAAAACAGCUCACUUAAAACUCAUACUCACUAA
Eurypyga helias (sunbittern) is the source of this 1576-nucleotide messenger RNA. RefSeq names its product eukaryotic translation initiation factor 2-alpha kinase 2 (gene EIF2AK2). Gene Ontology annotation, molecular function: protein kinase activity; ATP binding. Gene Ontology annotation, biological process: protein phosphorylation. The annotation marks the transcript as partial. The record is from RefSeq and is a predicted model, not a curated record. NCBI's taxonomy places the organism in Eukaryota, Metazoa, Chordata, Aves, Eurypygiformes, Eurypygidae. The transcript is spliced from 14 exons.